Molecule: messenger RNA, 1121 nt
Organism: Panicum virgatum (switchgrass)
Lineage: Eukaryota; Viridiplantae; Streptophyta; Magnoliopsida; Poales; Poaceae
Product: Werner Syndrome-like exonuclease
Exons: 1
Coding region: 202-819 (205 amino acids)
Biological process (GO): nucleobase-containing compound metabolic process
Cellular component (GO): nucleus; cytoplasm
Molecular function (GO): 3'-5' exonuclease activity; nucleic acid binding
Source: RefSeq, a predicted model, not a curated record
UGUAGCCGUUUGGCCACUAUGCGCGAUCCGCACGGCAACCGCUCCGUCCCCGACUCCCCGUGGUGCUCCCCUUCCACCUACAUACGCUCUCCCACUCCAAGUCCACCGGACGAGUCCGUCUGAUCUCCAUAAACCCAACGCAGGGAGCCAGGGGAGCAGAGAGAGAGAGAGAGAGAGAGAGAGAGAGAUCAGCGGAGGGACAUGGCGACCGAGAUCCAGGCCUACGGACGACGGCGCGGCACCUUUGUGGUGUCGUUCGACGGGGACCUCUUCGACGCAACGCUCACCAAGUCCGGCGACGUGGUGGAGUCGUGGGUGGACAAGACCUACCGCAUCCACCGCCGCAGCCGCCACCCCAUCGUCGCUGGCCUCGACGUGGAGUGGCGCCCCGCCCGCGAGCCGGGCCCCGUCGCCGUGCUGCAGGUCUGCGUCGGCCGCCGCUGCCUCGUCUUCCAGAUCCUCCGCGCCGACUACGUCCCCGACGCCCUCUCCUGCUUCCUCGCCGACCGCCGUUUCGCCUUCGUCGGGGUCGGGAUCCGCGACGACGUGGCCAUGCUGCGUGACGGGUACGGGCUGGAGGUGUCGCGCGCGGUGGACCUGCGCCGCCUCGCCGCGCGCACGCUGGGGAGGCCCGAGCUGCGCGACGCGGGGCUGCGGGCGCUGGUGCGGGGGGUGAUGGGCGUGCGGAUGGAGAAGCCGCACCAUGUGCGCGUCAGCGUCUGGGUCAAGCGCGAGCUGACGGAGGACCAGUUCAAGUACGCCUGCGCCGACGCGUUCGCGUCCAUGGAGGUCGGCUGGAGGCUCUACAACGAUGCGUGACGAGCUUGUCACUGAGCUGAGCUAGCUCCGGGACGCCUGGUGCUUUGCGGCGUGGCAUGUAGAGUUUCUGCUCUAGCUAUACCUUGACAGAUCUUUUGUUGAUCUUAGUGAUCUUUUGUUGUGUGGAUUCCAUUCGUGGCAUCUGAACGGGAACGUUGGCAUGCGAUUUGCGUUGUUCGUCCGUUCUCCCGCCGCAGGUGCAAGGCCCGUGGCGCCGGCGGCUGCUGUGCCUCGUCGCUGUUGCUGUAUGCGCCAAGAGACAACCGACUGAAUUGCAGAGAAAUUAAGCAUUCUUCCGUUGA